Molecule: messenger RNA, 4023 nt
Organism: Gregarina niphandrodes
Lineage: Eukaryota; Apicomplexa; Conoidasida; Eugregarinorida; Gregarinidae
Exons: 2
Coding region: 1-4023 (1340 amino acids)
Source: RefSeq, a predicted model, not a curated record
AUGCCGAACUCGAAGGCUGUUUCCACGAAACUGAUCAAGGAAGCGUUGGUUCACCUGUCCUCAGAAACAGUGAAGCCCUUCGACCCGGUGAGGCUGGAGCCGUCGGCGGUGAACCGAGCUCGUAUGGUCUUUGGCGUGGCCAAGAGGAAACGGAAUUGCUGCAAAGUGCCCUGGGAGAGUCUGUCUUCUCAUGACGGCUGGAGCUCGGUGAUUGUGGAGUACGAUUCGGCGCCGAAGAUGUUCUCGUACGGCGCUGCAAAGCCUUGCCUGACGACCGGUUUGAACUCCAUUGCCGGACUCGCCUCGACGGAAUUGCGGACCGAGGUCACUGUCAGUGACCAGGUCAAAAGCACUAGCAGUUGCUCUGCUAUACGGCCCACCCUAGUUGAGCUAGUUAGUCCACGACCUCUUCCAGGGUUCCACCCGAUUACUGUGGAGCAAUUCGUCAAACCCGAACGGUGCUUACUCCACCAAUAUAUAGGGUGUCCCAGACCCGCACACGUUGGGCUGAGUCCACAGCGAGAACUUUGUCAGACAAACGUGCUCAAGAGUCCCGUCGGUUGUCCUGCCUCUGCGUCCAGGGGUCCUAGUCACCUCGCUGAGCGGCGAGCGACGGCGGAGCCUGGCGUCAAGAAAACGUGUCAGUGCCGAUACAAGUUUGCGGUGUGCGCCGAGCCGAGUCACCAAAAGAUGUAUCGGUCGGGUGUGUACGUGGCAGCGCCGUUGUCAUUGUCGUCGCUGUUGCUGGUGUGUUCAUUGUUGCCUCUGUUGGCGUUGCCGCAACCGGACUUGUUGUCGGCGGUGAUUGCAAUGGAACGAUUGAGUGUCCUCCAGGACGACGUGGUUGUGGACCCGGCGCCGGUUUCAGCAAGACCGCACCUAAAGGCGAGCCUGCAGUCGCUGAGUAACCAGACGGGCGGGCUAGUAUCGUCGAAUGCAUCUGUGGACUCGAUCACCGUGACACUCCAGUCGCUACUGGACUACAUUGCGACCCUGGUCACCAAGGUUGCAGAACCCACGGACUGGCUGAAGCGCUCGGGCUUCGGCUACUACGCCGCGUACUACUCGGCCUUGGGUCCCGCCGUGUCCGCACAUGCGGCGUCUACUGCGACUGCGCACUCGCAACCGACGGCGACUGCCGGCAACCCGGGGCUGUCUGGCCCAGGACUGUCUGGUGCAGGACUCUGUAGGCAAGGUCCAGGAUCCGUUGUUCCUGCCGAAGGUGGUUCGGGACACGCGCCGGCGUUAAGUCCAUUUACGGGUUACUUUCUGAGCGCAGGGGUCUGCGAAGAUUGGCGAGUGGAAGCGCGCUUGUUGUUGGAGCGGCGGUUGACGGUGACUUCGGACAUCUUGGCGUAUUGUCUGCGGAGACAGGAGCGUGAGCGGCGACGUGGCGGUCCGCGGCAGAACGUGAACGCGUACCUGUUGAGUGCGCCGGAGGAGGCGGCGGCGCCCAAGGCGGGGUCUAAGAGUGUGGGUGCGAAGGCGUUGGGUGCGAAGGCGUUGGCUUUGGGCGUGUAUGGUUUCCUGGACCGGUUUGCGCACUGUUUCGAGUUGGAUGCGGCUACGCGGAGCGGCAUGGGCAGUGGAGGGAGGUUGUUUGCGGACCACAAGAACGUGGCCGCGUUUGCCCCGAAUGUGUCGACGGACUUGUUGUGUUGCACAGGCUUUGAAAGCGCCUGUCGCUGGACGCCAGGGAAGUGGAGUUUGGAAGGCGGGCUCGGUUUCUCGUUGCCGACUUCGCUGGUGGUCGCCUCGGCCAACAAGCACCCGCGAAAGUUCCAAGUAAACUGGCACGUGCUCGAGGAGUAUCUGCUCUGGCGGUGCGUCACCGAACAACAACCGAGAUUGGCACUUAAAGACGUCGCCAGUCUCCUGCCGCUCGUCAUGCCGCUGUUGCCUUGGACCGACUUGGCUGGCGCCGUCGACACGUCCCCGGCACUCCCGCUCGUGCCCGCCAUCGGCACUACGCCGCCCGUCCAUACCGCGCCCGCGAGCCUCAGCGGUCGCGCGGUGGAAGAAAUUUGCGACGCGCUCUGCGCCGUCAACUGGGACCUUGUAUGCCACACACUCGUCUUCCGCACCGGCCUCUUCAAUCAGGCACGAAGCCGCAACGCCUGCCUGGCCAAGUUCCUCAGCAUCGCACUAGAUGGCAUCUACUCCAUCAACCCGCCCGAGCCAGAUACCGCCGCCGCCACAGUCGCGACGCACGCCUCUCCAAACGUCGCGGGAAGAGACCCCGCCGGAAGAGACCCGGCCGGAACAGACCCCGAUGGAAGGAACGACCUUGGCGGCGGUAAUGGGACCGGUGUUGGUGGGGUGGGUAACGCCGCCGACGAGGCCGUGCUGGCGCAGCCGUGGUUCGAACUUACGAGCAACGCGACCGUGCCAGCGGAGUUUGUGGAACUUGCACGGCGUCGCAAACGCCUCGCCGGCUGCCGACCCGGUCCAGCCCGCAAACGGGAACCCGCUGCCGCGGAACGGAUCACGCCCGCGCCACUCGACGAAUUGACCCUGCCCGCCCCCGCCGCUGGCCCCUGGAAGCCCCUGGAGCCUGAGCACGUGGUGGUUGAUUCGGGCGGACGACUGUCGAGCGAGAGGUCUGAGGUGACUGUGUUGUCGCCGGUGACCGCGACAAGUGCGCCGUACGUGUCUGACGAGCAGAUGGCGGUUUCGGAGCAAUCCGCGCUGAGUGAGGUGGCAUCGAGCGAGGUGGAUGCGGCGUUGGUGCAUUACCGGGUGGUGGAGGAGCGUGGGCGUGCGCCGGUGGUUGUACCCGGGGCGCGUGUCCGGCGAGGGGCAGAGGAGUUGGGUGCGUUGUGGCGCGGGUUGAAGAUUUCGUAUGCGGGUACUCGAGUGGGUGCGUUGACGAAUGCGUUGGUGAAGCUGCGCGACUGGUUCGAGUCGGGCGGCGGGUUCGUAUCGUCGUUGGCGUGGUUGGCGUUGGGGGACGAGCGUGGGGGGUCGACGGGGUUGGACUUCGAGGAGGUGAGUGUGCCGGCAGCCUGGGCGUCGUUGGGCGAAGCGGCGUUGGAGACGGAGUUGGCGGCAGCUGUGGAGGACGCGGUGCUGUUGUGUGAGGCGCUGGCGUUGCGUCGAUUGAAUGUGUUGGUUCGGGUUGCGCAGGACGGGUGCGACAAGAACAAGUAUCGUUCGUUCGAAGCGGUGGCGGCGGACCGUCAUUUGCGUCAGCACCUGCAGAGUGGGCUUACGCACACCGCGGCGGGACGUGGUUUCCUGCGUGCGUUCAAGUACUUCCUGAGCAACAACCCGCGACUCGUGAACGCGCAGAAGAACGCCACGUAUGACGCACAAGUCGCACACACUCUCGCCGCCAACUUCGGCCGCCUCGUCAUCCCACCGCGCGCGUACUUCGAAACCUUCGUCUUCUACACGGACCACAACGGACGCACCGCCGGCGCACCACGGACCGGCGCGGGCGCCAAUAUGGUCGAGGCCAGCGGCGCGCCGCGACCGAGACUCUACCUCGAACUCCUCGAUAAAUACUGCCGUGAUGCAUGUCCCCAAGGGCCACUCUUCAUGCUACUCGGCACCACCCUUGAUCUCAAACCUGAACUGGAAGCCAUCCUGUGGCGCCUCCUCCUCGUCCUCCGCCAGUCACUUCAUACCUCACCCAAACUGCCGGAAAAAGCCACCGACCAACAACUACUCAAGACGGUCAUGACCCAUCUCCUCCUCAACACGCGUAUCCAGCGGAAACUACCCGAACUCAUCUCGACUCUACCCCCGAUCCAGUUUACGUCGGCGGUUGCCAAAAGACCCGCGCCAGCACCGACGUGGCGUCCGCCGCCUCAGAGCGUGCCGUGGCAGUACCAGGCGCGACAGCAGUUCGCGCCCGUGUGGGGUAACCCGCCGCCGCCGGCUGCAUACUACGGACGCCCGCCGAUGCAACAACCCGCAGGCUAUAACUACUUCGCCUACUCGCCCACCGGGCCCUGGCCGCCUACUACCUACCCCCCCAACUCUGCCCACCCACCCGGCCCACCCAAGAGACCGCCCUGA